Molecule: messenger RNA, 1413 nt
Organism: Hydatigera taeniaeformis
Lineage: Eukaryota; Metazoa; Platyhelminthes; Cestoda; Cyclophyllidea; Taeniidae
Source: the annotation of a GenBank genome assembly
AUGUGCCUGUCUGAUCUGCUUAAGCUUCAGCCGAUGCUUUCUUUUGUGUUGUUGCAGAACGACUUUCUUGGCCAAAACCCUCUUCUUCUCUUGGCACGUACUUGCCAAAACAUCGGCAUGGAAACAAAGUCCGCGCCUUCACCCUCUGCAAGCUCUUCGUCCUCCAAGUCGACCACCAAUGGAACAAUCUCGAUUAAACCCUCCAACCCAUUUUCAGUAUCCAAUUCCCUUAACAAAGCUCCUCCGAAUAGAACAGCAACAAAGGCGACCACUUCAAUGAUUCCUCCGGUGCAGAGCUUCCCGCCCGUCAACGGAGUGACAUCGCAUAGUCCGAAGUGUACGCAAUCAUCGGUGCCACCACAAUCAAAUUCAUCAGUGGCACCCUCUCACAUCACCGAAGAGUCAGAACUCUACAUUCCACCCUCCUCAAACUCCCUCAUACAGCUUGCUAGACUUUCCUCCAGUCUCAAAUUACCCAGCUCAACCGCCAAUGAGCGGCAGAAGCGGUCUGCAAAGCCAAUCGAUACUCCAAAGUUCCCUUUGGCUCUUACUGGAUCUGGAGGUGUAACUUCGAGGCCUCAGAAGCGGGCUCGAAGGCAGUCUUUCGGUCGUACAGCCUCUUCCUCCCUUUCUGGACCCACAAAACCCCUUGACUUUUCCUCGCAUUUCUCCUCCCAUUCCUCUCCUCUUUCUAUCUCCUCUUCAGUCUCCCCUUCUUCUUUGCGCUCCACGCCCCCGUCACACACUACGCCACCUCCUGCACCACCACCAGCACCUGCCAAUCCCAGUUUAUUUGAUUUUAUGAAGAAUCUUACUGGUCUCUCUGUACCAACGGAUUCUUUAUCCACUACCAACACUGCCACUCCUCCAAAUAACCUCGAAACCCUCUUUAAUGUUGGUAGUCUCCUUGGCACCUCUCCAGAAAAUUUACAUGAGCUUUUGGUUUCAAUAGCACACUCGUUGUCUGAACGUCGGUUGGCGGAGUCGAACUUCGUUUUAGAACAACAACAAAAGCAGCAACAAUCAAAAGUUCUCCACGGGGCAAUUUCCGAUCCUAGUACGCAGUGUCUCUACUGCGGUCACGUUUGUUCUGAUAUGGGUAGCCUUGUGCAACAUAUCUACACUCACUUAGCAUCUCUGCACAAGCAGCAGACUGAGACGCCGCCCCUUCCACAGGCGGUGCCACCGCCACCACCGCCGCCACCUCCGCCUGCCCCUAUUGUUGCACCUCCCAGCACUUCUCCCUUCGAUCUCGUCGCGUUUUAUGCGAAGUUGCUGCAGAAGACGCCGGAAAGCCUUCCAAGUGCCCCACCUCCGAUGGUUUCUACGGACCCUAACGCACUCUUCCUUGCUUGGCUUAACGUCUUUCGUCCAGCUUAUGCGGAAGGCCUGGCAGGGAGUGCAAAUCGGUGA